Molecule: messenger RNA, 1407 nt
Organism: Monascus purpureus
Lineage: Eukaryota; Fungi; Ascomycota; Eurotiomycetes; Eurotiales; Aspergillaceae
Source: the annotation of a GenBank genome assembly
AUGUCCGGGUUAAAUCCCUUCCGUCUGAGGAGGUCAGAGGAUAUCUCAGGUCGGACGGCUGCUCUCCCAACCUCCAGUUCCGUUUCUUCCCCAGCGCCAUCGCCCCUCCCCAACCGUCCCAUUGUCCCAACCCCCGCAGUUGAAGCCCCUCGAGCACCUCUUCCGUCGAAAUACAAUGGUGACACUCCCGUCGUUCCUGAUGCAGAAUCGUACUUCAGUUACAAAAGUGAUACCCAAGGAAGAAGUUGGAGCUCGCCUCGUGUCUCAUCCGAAAAUGAUCGUCUAGCGCCAACGGGCACUGCUCCACACCCAUUGCCCUCUUCUUCAAGUGCAUCAUCCCCCAUGACGUUAACUCCACCGUCUCCUAUUGCAGGCAGAAGGGAACAGGACAUUGGAGUCGAUUUUACGCCAUCAAGUGGAGCAGAUACCCCCCAGGCAUUGCCGAAUUUCUACCCAGGCCAGCGUAGUGCAGGCAGCAGCAGGACCGAUCUUUCUCGACGAUCUCUUUCUAGCGGCCGACCAAGGCUCACAGAGCCGCCGAAUCGCCCGGAUCUGGACGUACCAGCACAGUCAGAAGUCAAUGGCGAGUCAAGAAGUCUUGCCGGCCGUUCAAAAAGUAAAGAGAAGAAACCUCCUCCACCUCCCAAGAGCCACCAUGGAAAACCCAUCGAACCUACUCCUGCCGUGGUGCCUACUACGGAGCCCUCCAAACCGGUGGAUUUACCUCUUUCUAAUGAUUCUACCUUGAGAAGUUCACCCCAUACCACACCCCCAUCUCUCAACAAAGCUUCUCAAUUGGCUUCAGAUUACUUCUUUUCAGUGUCGGCGCAGCCAACCGAAUCACUAAAGCGUAGCCAGUCUCAGCUCAAGCGCCCUCCGACCCCACCUUUGAGCAGGCGACAUAGUCAAAUGAGGAGAUCCAAUACCACCACUUCUAGGAACAACUUAGCUCGAGUCUCGAUGCCUCCAGGGGGUCUCAGUUUCGAUGCAUCAAAUCUUCCCAGUCCGGGUCGAAGGUCGUUAAAUUUACCCCGACAGCCAGAGGAAGAAGGAGAUGACCGCGGGCGCUUCAACCUCCAGCCCCAAGAAGAAUCUAUUACUCGAACAAAGGAGGCACCGGCUCCUCCCAUUGCGAGGAUGUCAUCUACAAGGAGUGCCAAGCGAGGCUCUUUAACAGUAUCAGCAGUGCCACCCCCUCCACCGCCGCCUCGGAGGGUCAGGGGCACGAGUAACAGCGACAAUAACACUAACUCCAACGUGCCGCAGGAGGACGAAAUGGUUGGAUACGAUAAGAAUACUCUCCCCCAGCCGUCCAAUGCUAGUGACAUCCUGGCAGACCUGUCGCGCUUGCAGAAAGAGGUCGACGACCUUCGUGGGCAGUACGAGCACCGGAAAGGCAGUCACUAG